This is a messenger RNA of Fimicolochytrium jonesii, 1409 nucleotides long. Its product is annotated as FabG domain-containing protein. The record is from RefSeq and is a predicted model, not a curated record. The transcript is spliced from 2 exons. The coding region runs from base 122 to 1018 and encodes 298 amino acids. NCBI's taxonomy places the organism in Eukaryota, Fungi, Chytridiomycota, Chytridiomycetes, Spizellomycetales, Powellomycetaceae.
UUUUUCUUUCCCAAACUUACUUUCUCCGUCUCUACUGUCCUGAUUUUUCACUAACCGUCCCAACCACUUGUCUCCUCCCGGACCCUCGCUCUCCCCUUCCCUUCCCCAUAAACGACCCGCCAUGCCCUCAGUCGCCGCCGUCGCUCGGCACAAUGCAGGCAUAAACCUCGCCAACAAACGCUUCCUCGUCGUGGGCGGCACCGCCGGUAUAGGCCGCGCCACCGCCAUCAAGCUCGCCUCCCUGCAAGCCUCCGUCACCAUCGCCGGCCGCAACGCCACCGCCGGCUCCGAAAUCGUCGCGCAACUCUCCUCCCUCAACCCAACCGGGGCCCACGAAUUCCACCGAGUCGACAUGACAUCCCUAAAAGACAUCCGCCGCUUUGCCACCGAGUUUCGAAACCGCCAUAAUACCUUGCACGGCACCGUCAUCUCCGCCGGGUUCAUGAGCAUGUCAGGCCGCACCGAGAGCGAGGACGGGAUCGAUAAGAAGUUCCAGGUGCAUUAUUACGGGCGCGUCGCGCUGAUCCGGGAGCUGUUGCCGCUGGUGAAGCGGACGGCGAGGGGUGGCGAGGAGGAUGUGAGGGUGAUGUCGGUGUUGGCGGCGGGGUAUGGAAAUACGGUUGAUUUGGAUGAUCUGGAUUUGAAGAAAGGGUAUGGGAUUAAAGCGGUGGCGGAUGCGGCUUCGGGGUAUAACGAUUUGGCUGUUAAUGCCCUCUCACUCGAAAACCCCUCCAUCUCCUUCAUCCACAUCGCACCGGGUGCCAUCGACACCUCGCUCGUGGACAACCUCCCCUGGUACUUCAGCAAACCCGCCAAACUGCUCGGCCCCCUCUUCCUCACCAAACCAGAAACAUGCGCCGAGUUCAUGGCGUGCGCCCUGACGGCCGAUGAGUACAAGAAGGGCUGGCAUCUGCUGAGCUCGAAGGCGGAGGAGAUUAAGCCGGUGGCGAAAUAUCAUACGGAGCAGAAUGUGAAGAGGGUUUGGGAGCAUACUUUGGGGUUGAUUGAGGAGAAGUAGCAGGGUGGGGCUAGAGAGGGGGAUUUGGAUAUGUGUGGUUUGCGCGGAUUCGGGGGCCAUUUCCAUAUGUCAUUUAGCGUUGGACGAUUUUAAGUGUGGAUAGUCCUACGGAGGCGGUUGAGGUUAUAGACAUUCUUCUUUGCUCAGGACCAACUCAGGCUCUAAUUACAGGCCCUGCGCCGGAGUGAAGAUCCGAAAUUGGGAUUGCUGGAACAUUGAAGAAUAUGAUAUAGGCGGCAACAUAGACGUAGAGUUGGCAAGGUCAGGGAUUGUCACCCGGGAUCGACAGGGCCUAAUCACAGGCUUUCCGCUGAUGGCAAACUAGAUGUUGACUAACUACUGUGGCGGAAGCCUCAGGUGUAUGCGAAUAGUCUAAUUCUUGUUAGAAGCG